UGUCAUGUGAAAAUAUCACUGCUACGGGCUGGAGUAAGUGUGAGCGUGAACCCCAAGACACUGCAGACGUUGUAUGGACAUGACUUAGAAGUGGCAGCCGUUCACAUAUCUACAGAGCUGGAUCUGGUUGUCUCAGCAUCAAAGGUACCACUACAAUUUUCUCCCUAAUGCUAUUAUUACAAUGCUCUAAUUCAGUGGUUUCCAACUUUUUUGACUUGUUGGGCCCUUUUUAGAAUCAAUAUUUCUAUGGUGGAGCCUACCCUAUUUCAACUACAGUUUCAUUUAAUUUUUAUUUAUUUAUUUUGUUGAGCAGCCUCUGAAAUUUGUACAGUUAGUACUUAGGGCUCUGCUGAGCAUAGUUCCUACAAUAAACUCAACAUUACUCAAUUACUUUAAUUAACUCAACAACAUUGCUUCAAUAAACUCAACAUAUUUACUUCAUUAAACUCAACAUAGUUACUUCAAUAAACUCAACACAGUUACUUCAAUGAACUUAACAUAGUUACUUCAAUCCACUCAAUAGCAUAACUUCAAUAAACUCAAAAUAGGUUACUUAAUAAACUCGGCACAGUUACUACAAAUUUUCAAGGCUUUUUCAUAUUUUCCCAGGAUGGAACAGUCAUUCUCCGCACGGUACUGAAAGGUAUACCAUGAUCUUGAGAGCACCAUCACAGCUUGGCUAGACACUGGACAUCCCUCUGAUAUCUGUCUCGGACACUGGUCAGAUUGUGCUGUACUGCUGGAGAUGGAGAAGCAGGCAGGGGAGGAAAGAAAGAGAUGGCAGGUUGGUGCUUAAUGGGUGCUUGUGAAUGACCACAGGAGAAAAACUUUUCCAGAAACACAAACAUUUGUAUUUACUUGUUUCGAUGCCAAGAAAUACUUUGCCUUCAAUAUGUAUUUACUUGUUUGGUUCCAGGAAAAUGUUUGCCUUCCGUACUUUAUCUGUUCCAAGAAUGAAUCAGUGUACUUAAUGUGUUUACUUGUUUAAUUCCAGGAAAGACUUUGCCUCCAUUCGUAUUCAGUCAAGGGCAAACAUUUGUUCAGUGAACCACUCAAGUACAGCCUGGGAGACUUGUGCAUGUCUGGGGACCAUCUCAUCCUGGGCAACACGGCGGGUCAACUCAUUAUGGAGAUCUUGGGU
Molecule: messenger RNA, 1141 nt
Organism: Lymnaea stagnalis (great pond snail)
Lineage: Eukaryota; Metazoa; Mollusca; Gastropoda; Lymnaeidae
Source: the annotation of a GenBank genome assembly